Messenger RNA from Formica exsecta, 542 nucleotides. RefSeq lists its product as uncharacterized. The record is from RefSeq and is a predicted model, not a curated record. NCBI's taxonomy places the organism in Eukaryota, Metazoa, Arthropoda, Insecta, Hymenoptera, Formicidae. Bases 94 to 285 code for a protein of 63 amino acids. The transcript has a single exon.
AUUUGAUUACGAUAGAAAGCCGAUCAUACAAAAAAAAUAUCCGUGCAACAUUGUUUUGUUGAUCUUAAAUUUACGGAAAGGAGGAUAUCAAAAAUGGCGAGCGAGAUGGGAAAUAAUAAAGAUUAUAAUUUAAGACUUAUCGAUAUGCUCUACAGUCAAGUUCCAGCCUUCACCGAUGUAUUUGACGAAGAAACUUGGUAUAUUUUUGUCGUUUGUUUUGUAGCGGGUACUUUUCUAGUCGCAUUUAUUCUUUCGAGAUUUAUAACUAUAAAACCCAUUGAGUAAAUCAUGCAUAGCGAAUUCAAUUCACGAGAUGUUUUGUAUACUUUUUUGUAUUACACUUUCUCUAGAUUUUCUAUAAAAUUAGUGUCAUCACAUCAAGUUUUUAAGCAUGUUACAACCAGUAAAUUUUUCAAUCAAGUCUUAUUCUUACAAUUAAAUAAAAUUUUGCGCUAACAAACAUCGCAAAAAGAGAUAUACUUUGUAAAGGUGAUGUAUCGCAAAUCAUUUGUGCUCUGAUAAUAAAAUAGCAUUAAAGAGAU